GUACCACAUCGACACGGCCACCAAGUGGUUUCCAGGCUGCAGCGAGAUAGGCGCGCUGAGCGAUCACACCGUCCAGCAGGUGAAGCAGCUCACGGCCACCUCGCGGGUCCUCGCGCCGGCAGUGUACAUCUUCUCCAAACGGAUAGAGAACGUCAUCGUCCAGAAG
This is a messenger RNA of Prorocentrum cordatum, 166 nucleotides long. NCBI's taxonomy places the organism in Eukaryota, Dinophyceae, Prorocentrales, Prorocentraceae. The record is from the annotation of a GenBank genome assembly.